Molecule: messenger RNA, 3263 nt
Organism: Micropterus salmoides (largemouth bass)
Lineage: Eukaryota; Metazoa; Chordata; Actinopteri; Centrarchiformes; Centrarchidae
Gene: htr1d
Product: 5-hydroxytryptamine (serotonin) receptor 1D, G protein-coupled
Exons: 2
Coding region: 1421-2575 (384 amino acids)
Biological process (GO): chemical synaptic transmission; regulation of behavior; regulation of locomotion
Cellular component (GO): plasma membrane; dendrite
Molecular function (GO): G protein-coupled serotonin receptor activity; neurotransmitter receptor activity
Source: RefSeq, a predicted model, not a curated record
UGUGGUUGCAGUCGUUUAAAUUUACUCAGUGUGUGGGGGUGCGCAUAGGAGACUCUGCCAGACUAGCCAUUCCCACCAAAACCUCCAAGAAACACAGAUCUGAAUGCAACUUGUUGACGUCUCUGUAAUCUCCCCCGGAGCGGAGUGGAUCGCCUCAGGAUCGGGAAGCCCCCGUGUUUCUUCUCGGGGAUUUAAUACUGAUGGAGACACGGUGAGCUGCGCCUUGAUACAUUAAAUGGAGCACACCCCCGUUUUUUUUUACACCUUUAACACCUUCUAGCGAUUGAACUCUGGAUGAAGACAUUUUCAAACUAACUGUUCAAGUCGUCAUAAAUUCUAGUCGUUCAACAGAAACAGAAGCUAUUAGCCGGCAGCAUUGGACUGUAACCAGCCCCUAUUUCGUUUGUGCGUAAAGGAAGGACAUGCACCGGAAUUCCCUGAUUGCUUUUGUUGCCCGCUUUUAUCAAAGAGAAAGAGGAGAGGAAUUCACAAAAGGAAGGAGAAACAUGGAUGAACAUGCUGCAAAGGAUGCUUCAUGAAAGUCCGACAAAACCUUCGCAGCCAUAUGGACACUGCAACUGAAAGUGUAUCUUGCAGACAGUGCUGUGUAGAGGAGACGCUAACACACAAGCAUUUUACACUAGGGACCUGAAAAAAAAGCUUUGCUGAUCACAAAAAUGAGCAAAUUUCAACGUAACUGCCAAAACCAACAUGGAUUUUGCAUAAUUACCUACAAGCGGACUGGAUAACUAGAAUUUCUCCUCAUCUUGGUUUGAUGCAUAUCAUGUAAACUGUAAUGUUGUGGCUUUCCAGCAUCAUCAAAGACAAAAGGCACAGCCAAGGUUCUGUACAAACCUCAAUUUAGAAGGCUUCACGUGGAUUUGGGAAUAGAUAAGAGAGAGACAACAAGUAUAUCUGUCGACAUCGUCUUCCUACAUGCAGCUCCCCGCUUAGCUUUAUUGAAAAGGAGCAGCCCAUUAAAGCAUUUGAUAGGUAGGAAGGCUUGGUCUGAGGGUGCUGGCUGGCUGGCUGCUGGUUGGAGAUGAGAUAAGAGCACUGGGAAGAGAGAAAAGAAGUGGCUGUCUGACAGGAGCUGAAUACAAAUCAGCAAUCAUUUCUCCUGCAGCUACACCAGUGAGGCAAAUCAAUAAUAUAUAAUAAUGUAAAGCGAAAUGGACAAAUUAGCUGCCAUCAAUUACAGGAGCAUUAGUUUAGUAGUAAUUAUGGAAUUUUUGCUGAUAUUGCACUGCAACAGAAGGGAUGGGAAAUGAGGAGAAAUGAGAUUUUUUUCUAGGACCAAGCCACUGUACAGCCUGUCCUCGGUGCCAUGCCUGAACUGAUCCAUGUGCAGUUUUGGAUAGCAGUGAUGAGGCUGGUCUAAACCUUAGAGAAAAGAAGGUUUAAAAGGAGCAGAGGCGAGAUGGAGUUAGAUAAUAUCUCACUAGAUAACUUUACCAGCAACAUCACAGAGAUUCCUGAUACCACUACAACUCCACCCUGGAGCGAGACCACGCUGCUUGGCCUCCAGAUCUCCCUGUCUGCACUGUUAGCUCUCGUCACGCUGGCUACUGUCCUUUCAAACGCCUUCGUCAUCGCCACCAUCUUUCUGACCAGGAAGCUCCACACACCUGCCAACUUCCUGAUCGGCUCCCUCGCCGUCACAGACCUGCUGGUGUCUAUUUUAGUCAUGCCAAUUAGCAUCGUAUACACCGUCAGCAAGACCUGGUCGUUCGGGCAGAUUGUUUGUGACAUCUGGCUGUCGUCUGACAUCACCUUCUGCACGGCCUCCAUCUUGCACCUGUGUGUGAUCGCACUGGACCGCUACUGGGCCAUCACAGAUGCGCUGGAGUACUCAAAACGCCGCACCAUGCGCCGGGCAGGGAUCAUGGUUGGGGUGGUGUGGGUGAUCUCCAUAUCAAUUUCCAUGCCUCCACUUUUCUGGCGUCAGGCCAAAGCCCACGAGGAGCUUACAGAGUGCUUGGUGAAUACAGAUCAGAUCUCUUACACCCUAUACUCCACCUUCGGCGCCUUCUACGUUCCCACGGUGCUUCUCAUCAUCCUCUAUGGACGGAUCUAUGUUGCCGCCCGCUCCCGCAUCUUUAAGACGCCAUCAUCCUCGGGGAAACGCUUCACCACAGCACAGCUCAUCCAGACCUCUGCAGGCUCCUCUCUCUGUUCUCUUAAUUCUGCCUCCAACCAGGAAGCACACCUACACUCUGGCAAUGCAGGAGGUGGAGGGGGAGGGGGAGGAUCGCCUCUGUUCAUGAAUAGUGUGAAAGUGAAGCUGGCAGACAGCGUGCUGGAAAGGAAACGUCUGUGUGCAGCUCGGGAGAGGAAAGCGACCAAGACAUUGGGCAUCAUCUUGGGCGCGUUCAUUGUCUGUUGGCUCCCAUUCUUUGUCGGCACGCUCGUCAUGGCCAUAUGUAAAGAGUGCUGGUUUGAUCCAGUGCUUUUUGAUAUAUUCACCUGGCUGGGAUACCUGAACUCCCUCAUCAAUCCUGUCAUUUACACCGUAUUCAACGAUGAGUUCAAACAAGCUUUCCAAAAACUCAUUAAAUUCAGACGGUGCUCCUGAAAAACUUUACAGUGGAUUAAAACUCUUGGAAAACAGGGAGUGAAAAAGACAAUGAACAAAAAAAGAUAAUAAUGAUAUGAAAUAAUGAUAAUGAAAGUACCGCACACUUAAAUGUUCCAUCUUGUAAAAACAUGCUAAUUGUGAUUUUUAUUUUUUCUUUACAUCAGACAACUCUGUGCUAUAGCUCUUUGGAUUCCUACAGCAUACCCUUCAUGUAGACUUGCAUGCACACUAAAAAAAAGAGACAAAUCUUGACCCCCAAGAAUUGUGGAACUCAUCUUUAAAAGAUAAAGAAAAGGGAUUUGAAGUCUAUUUCAUGUCACGAGGCACUGCUGUUAUUUCUUGGACAGAAGAAAAAAAGGAUUGGUGUAACUGUAUGGAACAAGCAAACUCAUAGUGACUGGGUUUAAUCCAGCAAAAAUGAAAAGCCAUGAAAUAUAUGUUGUCUUAAUCUCUGUGUCAUACUGUAUGCUACUCCCAUAUAAUGUUUCUGUGGUACAGUAAAGUACUUAGAAAAACUACAAACUCAAGAGAUACAGAAAAACUUUCACCAUAUUUUAUUAUAUGUGAAAGUGGUGUGUGUGUGUCUGUAUGAGUGCGUAUAAAGAUAGUUACUUUACCGUAAUAUAUGCGUAUUUGAAGAGGGAAGGAUUGUCAAGUGUUUGACAUUUAUACAUGCUUUUCUUCA